Molecule: messenger RNA, 1062 nt
Organism: Ectocarpus siliculosus
Lineage: Eukaryota; Phaeophyceae; Ectocarpales; Ectocarpaceae
Source: the annotation of a GenBank genome assembly
AAUCUAUCCAUGCUUCUACCAGAAGACACACACCGAACAGCUGGGACCACGAAACGAAGCUGCUAGCCCGGCGUCGUGACGGGAUCGUGCCGUACGGGUGCCCGUGUGUUUAGCUUCUCUGGCGACACGUAAAAGACCGGCGGAUUGGUCGUCUUUUUUGCCCGUGUUAGCCCGGCCUGCUGCUUUCCUUCCCCUCUGUAGAGAGCAGAAGAAGACUCCAGCAACAUGGAAGGGCUUCCAGAGCGAGGCCGCCGUGCGUUCUGGGGGGGGAAAACGCACCCAAGAACCACACCGGUGGUGACGGAAGGGCCGUUGCCGCGCCAACACCGCGAGUAUGCCACCGCUGAGAGGGCGGCGAUGGACGAGGAAGUCGGCCAAGCGGUUGAGAAGGACAAUGAGCGAGUCAACCAACGCAUCAAGAGGAUAAUGAUGUUCGUGGUGGUUGCGCUGGUAGUCAGCGCGAUUGUAGAUAUUGCCUGCCACGACAACGUCAGGACGUGGCUUGAAACGUCGUUCGACUGGAUAGAGGACAACCCCAAGGCCGGGGUCGUGGUUUUCGCCCUGCUCUUCUGCUUGUCGACCCUGCUUUUCGUGCCCGGGCUGCUGCUGACGAUCGGAGCGGGGGUGGCCUUUGGAAGGGCUCUCGGGUUUGGUUUCGGGGUCCUGUGGGGCUCCGUGGCUGUGUUGUUGGGAGCGGUGGUGGCGUGUGUCAUCGCCUUUUACCUCGGUCGGUAUGUGCUGCACGAGCAGGCGCAGAGCUGCGCCAAGCGCUACCGGAUCUUGAGCGCGGUGAACACCGCGAUCGAGCGGAACGGGGUUAAGGUCAUGAUCCUGCUGCGGCUCUCGCCCCUGGUGCCCUUCUCCGGCUUCAACUUCAUCGCGGGCCUGACGAAGGUCUCGCUGCGGGACUACCUGCUGGGCACGGUGGGCAUCGUCCCGGGGACCCUGGCAUUUGUAUACAUCGGGGCGAGCACGGCGGGCACGAUGAACGAGGAGGUACUGCUGUAUGUUGUGCGUGCUCGACAGCCGAUUGCACGGUAUGUAUGUAUGUAUGUAUGUUGA